Molecule: messenger RNA, 3216 nt
Organism: Silurus meridionalis
Lineage: Eukaryota; Metazoa; Chordata; Actinopteri; Siluriformes; Siluridae
Product: Fc receptor-like protein 5
Exons: 13
Coding region: 69-2555 (828 amino acids)
Biological process (GO): cell surface receptor signaling pathway
Molecular function (GO): transmembrane signaling receptor activity
Source: RefSeq, a predicted model, not a curated record
GUCAUGGUGGACUACGCCACGUGUUACCCCGAAGCAGUCCCGCUGAGAAAGGCCACGACCAGGAGCUGAUGCUCUUUUUCAGCAGAGUGGGAAUCCCGAAGGAUCUGCUUACAGACCAAGGUGAUUUCUUUCACUUGACUUCAGGCCAGGGGAAACACACACUCUCUCAGUCCUGCCCAUCUUCCCUUGACGCCGACCCAGAAACCUGCGCCCAAACUCGGAUCAGCAUGUCUUCACUCAGCAUCCUCCUCUUUCCCUCACGUCACCAUGUCUGUCGUCAACUCUGCCCGCUUCUCUCCCAAAUGCUGAUUUCACUUAUACAAAUGGCACAUACUGAAGUGCUGAUUUCACUUAUACAAAUGGCACAUACUGAAGAGACACCAAAGCCAGUACUAAGUGUAUCUCCACAGAACUGGCUGACUGAAGGAGACUCAGUGACUCUAAGCUGUGAGGUUACAGACUCCUAUACAGACUGGACAUUCAGCUGGUACACAGUUGAUAGACAGAAUCAAUUUUAUUCUUAUUUUUUUGAUGAAGAGUUUAAACCGAAGCACCUCUCAGACAGCAGCAGAGGAUCUGGAGGCUCCUACACUCUCAGUCCUGUUGCUCUUAAACACACAGGAGUUUAUGUGUGCAGAGGAGAGAGAGAAGAACCAGCCAUUUACACAGGGUACAGCAAUGAACAGCCUCUAUGGAUCACUGGUGAAUCUCCUCCAGUGUCUCUGAUCAUCAGUCCCAACAGAACUCAACACUUUACUGAUGACUCUCUCACUCUGAGCUGUGAGGACCAGAGUAACUCUACUGGAUGGACAGUGAGACAAUACACAGACAGUAAAGAAGUGUUUGAUUUUUUCCUGUGGUAUUUAUUUACAGAAUCUACAAUGGAAGUUAACUCCCUCUCCUCAGACCAAACUGGAGUUUACUGGUGUGAGUCUGAAUCUGGAGAAAACAGUAAUCCUGUCAACCUCACAGUUCAUGAGAGACCACAGGCAGUACUGAGUGUAUCUCCACAGAACUGGCUGACUGAAGGAGACUCAGUGACUUUAAGCUGUGCGGUUACAGACUCUUCUACAGACUGGACAUUCAGCUGGCACACAGUUGUUCAUUACCGUGGAUUUGAUUAUCAAUCUGUUGAAGUGAAGCUCCUCUCAGACAGCAGCAGAGGAUCUGGAGGCUCCUACACUCUCAGUCCUGCUGCUCUUCAUCACACAGGAGUUUAUAAAUGUAGAGGAGAGAGAGGAGAACCUGCUAGUCACACAGAGUACAGCAAACCACAGCCUCUAUGGAUCUAUGGUGAAUCUCCUCCAGUGUCUCUGAUCAUUAGUCCCAACAGAACUCAACACUUUAUUGAGGACUCUCUCUCACUGAGCUGUGAGGACCAGAGUAAAUCUACUGUAUGGACAGUGAGACAAUACACAGGCAGUGAGACAGAUUUUUUCCUGUGGGAUUCAGUUGCAGAAUCUACAAUUGAGGUCAACUCCCUUUCCACAGCCCACACUGGAGUUUACUGGUGUGAGUCUGAAUCUGGAGAAAAGAGUAAUCCUGUCAACAUCACAGUUCAUGAGAGACCACAGGCAGUACUGAGUGUAUCUCCACAGAACUGGCUGACUGAAGGAGACUCAUUGACUCUAAGCUGUGAGGUUACAGACUCCUCUACAGACUGGACAUUCAGCUGGCACACAGCUGUUCCUUAUGUACAAUUUCAUUUUAAUUUCCUUGCUGAAGAUUUUAAACCAAAGCUCCUCUCAGACAGCAGCAGAGGAUCUGGAGGCUCCUACACUCUCAGUCCUUCUGCUCUUCAUCACACAGGAGUUUAUGUGUGUAGAGGAGAGAGAGGAGAACCAGCUAUUUACACAGGGUACAGCAAUGAACAGCCUCUAUGGAUCUCUGGUGAAUCUCCUCCAGUGUCUCUGAUCAUCAGUCCCAGCAGAACUCAACACUUUACUCAUGACUCUCUCUCACUGAGCUGUGAGGACCAGAGUAACUCUACUGGAUGGACAGUGAGACGAUACACAGACAGUGAAGGAGUGUUAGAUUGUUCACAGUGGGGAUCAGUUACAGGAUCUACAUGUAACAUUAGCUUCCUCUCCACAUCCUACACUGGAGUUUACUGGUGUGAGUCUGAAUCUGGAGAAAACAGUAAUCCUGUCAACAUCACAGUUCAUGAUGGUGAUGUGAUUCUGGAGAGUUCUGUCCAUCCUGUGACUGAGGGACAUCCUCUGACUCUACGCUGUUUAUAUCGUAACACAAAUCCAUCAAACCUCCGAGCUGAUUUCAAUAAAGAUGGAUCAGUUGUCCAGAACCAGAAUACAGGAGAGAUGAUCAUCCAUAAAGUCUCAAAGUCAGAUGAAGGUUUCUACCACUGUAAACACCCAGAGAGAGGAGAGUCACCGAGAAGCUGGAUCUCAGUCAGAUGUUCAUCAUGUGUAGAAGCUCCAUUCUCAGUGCUUAUGAUCAUCAGUAGUGUAGUGACGGCCUCUCCAUAUCUGCUGACCACCAUUAUUCUGCUGGUCAAAUGUUACAGAGCUCGAGCUGAAACUGAUGAAGAGAACUGAGAGUGCAGUCACAGAGGAGUGAACAAAGUUCAAGCAUAAAAAGAGGAUAGAAUGCCUAUUUUUUGUUUCUUUUGUUUUCUUUAAAGUUAUUUUAAGGAUUUUAUAAUAAUGCUGUUGCGCUGUUUAUAUCACAGUAUUUUACAGACACUGGUUCUGACCUGAUUUUUGUGAAACGAAAGAAUGAAGAUGUUGCUAAUGCAAAGUAUGGAGAUAAAAUUUGCAUAUUCCUUUAAUAUAAAUGAAAAGAGGAAAGUAAAAAAGUAAUAAGCUUAUAGUUUGAUGCAGUGUGUGAGGAUUGUGCUUCGCUUUUGAACAUAAAUUCUUAAAUGAUUUUUCACAUUAUAACCUCAAUACAUUUCAUGUAACAUUACAAUAAUCCUCUUGGUGUGCAUUGUUCAGAUCAGAUUCAAAGUGUGUAUUUUAUAUAUUUUAAUUGCCUUUUUUUUAUCCGUGUGAACUUGAAUUGUAGUGUGAGGAGAUUUGCAAUUUGAGUGUUUUUAUAAAAUGCAUCAUUCACUGACUUUCACCUGGUUGCAAUAACAUAUAUGAAGUACAUGUAAACAAACUUCUUCUGUUCCAAUUCAAAUCGCGGCAUUUAUAAUUUUAUAUGAUCAUGUAUUGCUACUUAAACAUUUGCGAAGCCUAAAUAAUAAACAUUUAA